This is a messenger RNA of Caretta caretta (loggerhead turtle), 2831 nucleotides long. The record is from RefSeq and is a predicted model, not a curated record. NCBI's taxonomy places the organism in Eukaryota, Metazoa, Chordata, Testudines, Cheloniidae.
CUCCCAAGAUGGAAUUGGCUGAAAGUCACUGAUUUCUGUGAUAGCAAGCUCUGUUCUACACUGUGUUCCUGUGGACUAAUAAACCUUGUUUUAUCGGCUGGCUGAGAGUCACGUCUGACUGCGGAGUUGGGGUACAGGGCCCUCUGGCUUCCCCAGGAGCCCCACCUGGGCAGACUCACUGCGGGAAGCACAGUAUGCCUUGUGAGGUAUCAUUUUGAAAGUCUUGAUCUGGCAAACACUAAUAUGUUGUUGGCUUAUCUGUGCUCUCAUGGUAUGCGAAGUUAUGAGAUAUUCUAUAUUGUUGUUACUGAAAUAUGUUGUAAGUUUGAGAAGCUCUACUGCUAUCUCUUCCUUAUGCCACUAAUUCUCUCUCUUCCUUAUGUCAACUAGACCUCUCCCACUUCUACCUCCCAGCUCCUCCUCCUGGCCCUGAUCUUCACUGUUCAGAGAUUAGUGAACUGACUCGUUCUCUCUCUCUUGUGUGAUCAGAGCUCACAAGUUCUGAGGUUCCUACUGCUUGGGUGACCCCAGCAUUCAUCAUCUCCCCCAGACUUGAGCAAGGCAUUUUGAAAAUCUUGAUCUGGCAAACACUAAUAUCCUGUUGGCUUGUCUGUGCUCUCGUGGUAUGUGAAGUAAUGAGAUUUUGCUGUAUGGUUGGUACUGAAAUAUGGUGUAAGUUUGAGAAUCUCUACUGCCAGGUGGGUGUUAACCAACCAGUAAUCAACUCUAUGGCUCAGUUGCAUGAGUUCGCACAAUGGGAGUUUACUCGAUCAUUGUGACUCAGCAAAGUCCACCAGGCAUGGGAUCACUGUGACUCAGCAAAGCUCAUUGGGACAGGUCUGGGCAGAUGUCUUCUAGUCACAUGGACUGAGGGUAUAAAAUGAGGGACAGCGGCGUCAUGUCUUGGCCUUUCUCUUCCCCCACUUAUGCUGGUAGCAACAGGAACGCUGAGAAGAUGACAACUUCACCUGAGGAGACUGAUCUAGGUUUAAGAGGGAAGCCUGUGUAUUGUGAACUGUAACAUCCAGUGGGCUGAGAAAAUUGCUUGAUCUAAAUGCUGCCUGCCUAGUGUAAUAAGGAUUGUGUAUUUUCUUUGGCUGCCGAAUAAUGUGUACCCUCCCGGGGGAUGGGAAAGGGAAAUGGCUGCAGAGAAGCUGGUGCAGCAGGAUUUCCAAUUCUAAAACUCAACAUGAUCUCCCAGAUGGAACAGGGUGAAGAGCUGUGGACCCCAGAUCACCAGGGCUCUGAGGAAAGGCAGAUCCUGAGAAACAUCCGCACAGCAGGUGAUGGGACGGUGAGUGAGAACAAGGACGAGAAUCCACAGCUGGAAAGUCCUGAGCAAGUGGAACUGCGUGGGACUGUAUCGGGAAGAUCUGAAGAGAACAUUUCCCAGAAUCCUGAGCAGGAAGAUGCCCGGGAGAGUCAGCACAGGCCAGAGAUACAGCAAGGAAACCACCCAGGGAAGAGACAGGUUAUAUCCACUUACCGAGGGGGAGGUUUCAAAAAUCAUAAUGAAACUGUGAUCCAGCCAACAUUAUGCACUAAAGAAAAGCCGCAGAAAUGUGUAAAGUGCGGGAAAGGCUUCAAGCGGAGAUCAACCCUUAUUGUACAUCAAAGUGUCCACACAGAAGAGAGACCCUAUAACUGCCCCGAGUGUGGGAAAAGCUACAAGAGCAUUGUGCAAGUUGGUUGAUGACAGUGCGACCAAUUGGGAUGAAUUUCUUGGUGACAUUGUAUUUUCUUUGAGAAAAAAACCAAACACGACAACCAAAUUGUCACCGUAUCGACUACUGGAUUGGCUUUGAGGCAAGAUUUCCAGACCAGGUCUCAGACAACUACACUCCAACAGAUUUCGAGGAACUCGAUGAAGAAUACUAUAAAGAGUACAUCAUGAAAAUUGAAGCUAGACGUGAUGCUGAAACUAUUAGUAAUAUUUCAAAAGCACAAGAAAAGCAAUAAAUACAGUAUGCCAAAACUAAGACUCGUAAACAUGGGGAAAUAACAUUCAAGGUUGGUGACACUGUCACGCUACUGAAUGCAAGAAGGAAAACAAGAAAGGGAGGGCAGCUACAACCUACCUACGUGGGACCAUACAAAAUUGCCGCUGUAGAGGGCAAAAGAGUUAAAUUAGAGAACAAGUUAGGGAAAAAAGAAAAGGAGUACUUGUGGCACCUUAGAGACUAACAAAUUUAUUUGAGCAUAAGCUUUCGUCAGCUACAGCUCACUUCAUUGGAUGCAUAAAGUGGAAAAUACAGUGGGGAGAUUUAUAUACACAGAGAACAUGAAACAAUGGGUGUUAUCAUACACACUGUAAGGAGAGUGAUCACUUAAGAUGAGCUAAUACCAGCAGGAGAGUGGGGGCGGGGGAAGAAAACCUUUUGUAGUGUUAAGGAAAAGUUAGCACAUGUGACUCCAUUUUGGUUUGGGGCCCACCAUUGUUUAAAUGCCAGCACAUCAUACACCAGGAGGAGUAAUUCUUAGAUACUGAAUCCCUGUGAAAAUCCUCCUCCUUGUCUCCAGCCUGCCUUGACUCCCAGUAUCUGGUUUUUGUCAGUCUCUAACUCCCUGUCUCUUGGCCUUGAUGUGAGGCCUCCCAUCCUGAUAAUAAAAGUUACUGAUGCAUGGCUUUAGGACCAUGCUGUGUAAUUAACAUACUGGUAUAGCACGAGGAAUGCACCAAGCAGGGAUAGGUGGUAGAUAAGACAAGGGUUUGUUUAUUGGCUAAGGUUUCCGAUGCACGAGGGCAACAUGCUUUGCUAAAAGGUAUAUAACCUUUGUAUAAUCUGCAUUCAAGGUCCCCUCCUGGCUAGCAGGGGGGCACCACGCUCGAG